AUGCGGUUUUCCCGGCAAGGAGGCCCAAGAGCCAGGCGACUAUUGCUCUGGUUUCUGCUCCUUGCUUUCUGGGAGGCGGGGAGCAGCCAGCUCCACUACUCAGUCUCUGAGGAGGCCAAACACGGCACCUUCGUGGGACGCAUCGCGCAGGACCUGGGCCUGGAAUUGGCAGAGCUGGUACCACGCCUGUUCCGAGUGGCAUCCAAGGGCCAAGGGGACCUUCUGGAGGUAAAUUUGCAGAAUGGCAUUUUGUUUGUGAAUUCUCGGAUCGACCGGGAGGAGCUGUGUGGGCGGAGCCCGGAGUGCAGUAUUCACCUGGAGGUGAUUGUGGACAGGCCGCUGCAGGUUUUCCAUGUGGAGGUGGAGGUGAAAGACAUUAAUGACAACCCUCCAGUGUUCCCUGAAAGUAAGAAAAGAAUAAUCAUUGCAGAAUCUAGACCUCCGGAAACUCGAUUUCCACUAGAUGGCGCAUACGACGCAGAUAUUGGAGUAAACUCGGCAUUAACCUACCGACUAGAUCCCAACGAUUAUUUUGCUUUGGACACACAGAACAAUCGUGAGCAAACGUCUUCGUUAUUUCUUGUGUUGAGGAAAACAUUGGACAGAGAGGAAAUUGAGGAACAUAGUUUAUUACUGACAGCCAGUGAUGGAGGUAAACCCGAGCUGACCGGUACAGUUCAGUUGCUGAUCAUGAUUCUGGAUGUGAAUGACAACGCCCCAGAAUUUGACCAAUCUAUAUAUAAAGCGAGAGUGUCAGAGAGCGCAUUUAAUGGAACGUUGGUGAUCAAGCUAAAUGCCACAGAUGCUGAUGAUGGUACAAAUGGAGAUAUAGUCUACUCAUUUAGAAAGCCUGUAUCACCCGCAGUGGUAUAUGCAUUUACCAUAAAUCCCGAAAGUGGAGAAAUUAGGACAAAAGGGAAACUGGAUUUCGAAGAAAAGAAAUUGUAUGAAAUAUCAGUGGAGGCAGUUGACAAAGGGAAUAUUCCAAUGGCGGGUCAUUGUACCCUUUUGGUGGAAGUAUUAGAUAUAAAUGAUAAUGCCCCAGAGGUUACAAUCACUUCUCUGUCUCUCCCAAUCAGAGAAGAUACUCAGCCUAGCACGGUCGUCGCCCUGAUUAGCGUAUCUGAUCGUGACUCUGGAGCCAACGGACAGGUCACCUGCACCCUGACGCCCCAUGUUCCCUUUAAACUGGUGUCCACCUUCAAAAAUUACUAUUCGUUGGUGCUGGACAGCACCCUGGACCGCGAGAGCAAAUCUGACUACCAGUUGGUGGUGACAGCGCGGGACGGUGGCUCGCCUUCGCUGUCUGCCACCGCCAGCGUGUCCGUGGAGGUGGCCGACGUGAACGAUAACGCGCCAGCCUUCGCACAGCCCGAGUACACCGUGUUCGUGAAGGAGAACAACUCUCCGGGCUGCCACAUCUUCACAGUAUCUGCGCGGGACGUGGACACGCAGGAGAACGCGCUGGUGUCCUACUCGCUGGUGGAGAGGCGAGUGGGCGAGCGUGCGCUGUCGAGCUACGUGUCUGUGCACGCGGAGAGCGGCAAGGUGUACGCGCUGCAGCCUCUGGACCACGAGGAGCUGGAGCUGCUGCAGUUCCAGGUGAGCGCGCGUGAUGCGGGCUUGCCGCCUCUGGGCAGCAACGUGACGCUGCAGGUGUUCGUGCUAGACGAAAACGACAACGUGCCAGCGCUGCUGGUGUCUAGGGCUGGCAACAUGGGCGGCGUGGUGACCGAGCUGGUUUCACGAUCUGUGGGGGCAGGCCACGUGGUGACGAAGGUGCGCGCUGUGGACGCAGACUCAGGAUACAACGCUUGGCUGUCGUAUGAGCUGCAGCCAACAGCAGGAAGCGCGCGCAGCCCGUUCCGCGUGGGUCUGUACACCGGCGAGAUCAGCACGACGCGCGCCCUGGAUGAGAACGACUCGCCGCGCCAAAGCUUGUUGGUGCUAGUGAAGGACCACGGAGAGCCGGCGUUGACUGCCACCGCCACCGUGCUGGUGUCGCUUGUGGAGAGCAGCCAGGCGCCAAAGGUUUCUUCGCGGGCGUUGGUGAACACUAUGGGUCCUGAGGUGGCUCUGGUGGAUGUCAACGUGUACCUGAUCAUCGCCAUCUGCGCGGUGUCCAGCCUGUUGGUGCUCACGCUGCUGCUGUACACAGCUCUGCGAUGUUCUGCACCUCAGACCGAGGGCGCGUGUGGGUCGGGCAAGCCCAGGCUGGUUUGCUCCAGCGCAGUGGGAAGUUGGUCAAACUCCCAGCAGAGGCGGCAGAGGGUGUGCUCUGGGGAGGGACCGCCCAAAACAGACCUCAUGGCCUUCAGCCCCAGUCUUCCUCCUUGUCUGGAUUCUGCAGAGGGAAGGGGCCAGAGAGAGAUGGAUUCAGAACAUUUGAGAGAGGUAAACUCGUAUUUUUUUAAAAACACCUUAAUAUUUUAG
Messenger RNA from Otolemur garnettii (small-eared galago), 2433 nucleotides. RefSeq names its product protocadherin alpha-13-like. Gene Ontology annotation, cellular component: plasma membrane. Gene Ontology annotation, molecular function: calcium ion binding. Gene Ontology annotation, biological process: homophilic cell-cell adhesion. The record is from RefSeq and is a predicted model, not a curated record. Lineage: Eukaryota; Metazoa; Chordata; Mammalia; Primates; Galagidae.